AGUAAGAAGUCCGUAACCAGAAGACAAGUUCCGACAAAAUGAAAUGAAAUGAAUGUCCCUAUCUACUAUAAAAUCAUUGGGUAUUAUCCCGAAUUAUAUUCGAGGUGAGAAAUUGGAAAUUGAAGCACCAUUAUUAAUUGAGCAAAGGGUAAGAGUUAGAGAUAUACCAAAUAUAAAGGUUGUAGAAUACACGAGAUCAAUGAAUAAAAGGAUUUAUACAGACGGGUCGAGAGGACUCGAUGGAGUUGGUGCAGCGUUUGUAUAUUAUGUGGGUGAGAGACGAAAUUUUUGGCAGAACAAGAAACUUAAUGAGAAAUGUAGUAAUUUUCAGGCAGAGAUGCUGGCCAUAUCGAUGGCACUUGAUUGGAUAAAUAAUAGGCAAUACGGUAGUAAAAUAUGUAUUUGUACAGAUAGUCAAUCGGCGGUAUCAGCUUUGGCUGAUCAUAAUAGUAAACAUAAUUUAACGCAUAAAAUUUGGAGUCAAUAUAAAAGGAUUAUGGAUAGUGGUACUAGAAAUGAGGUCACCCUGGCAUGGGUGAAGGCACACGUAGGAACGAUGGGUAACGAGGAGGCGGAUAGACAAGCUAAGGCAAGUUGCUUAAUGGAUAUUAGAUCAGUAUAUAACAGGGUGCCGCUAGAUGUUUUGAAAACUGAAGUAAAGUCUAAAUAUAUUGCAGAGUGGCAGCAAAGAUGGCAGAUAGAAGAUAAGGGAAGGUGGACAUUCGGGUUUUUUCCGGAUAUAAGAAAUAGAUUAAAUAAUAAACAUUUUAGGCCAACACAUAGGAUAUCGGCUAUUGUAACAAAUCAUGGGGAUCUAAAUAAGUAUCUUAGAAAGUAUGGACAUGUAGAUUCGGCAAAUUGUGAGACAUGCGGUGUGGAAGAGGAUGCAGAACAUAUUAUAUAUCACUGUGUCCGCCUAGAGGAGCGCAGGCACACUCUCCGAUGUGCUUAUAGUAUUAAUGGUCAUCAAUGGCCGGCGUCACUGCGGGAAUUGGUGGAACAGAACAAUUUGUUUCAAUUGUUGACAGAAUUAACUAACUUGUUUUAUAAAUUAAGAAUAUAAAUUAUGUUUCGUGCUGACCAACACGCGAUUAAAACUGAUUAAAUUAAUCCUGUAUCGUGGAUGAAAUUAGAGGCACAUAAUAAUUAAAUAGAUGUAAAUUGAUAAUAAGAAAAUAAAUUAAUAUCUUUG
Centruroides sculpturatus (bark scorpion) is the source of this 1192-nucleotide messenger RNA. RefSeq lists its product as uncharacterized. NCBI's taxonomy places the organism in Eukaryota, Metazoa, Arthropoda, Arachnida, Scorpiones, Buthidae. The transcript has a single exon. The record is from RefSeq and is a predicted model, not a curated record. Gene Ontology annotation, molecular function: nucleic acid binding; RNA-DNA hybrid ribonuclease activity. The coding region runs from base 53 to 1063 and encodes 336 amino acids. Gene Ontology annotation, biological process: DNA replication, removal of RNA primer.